AAUACAGCCCAUGGGUUUCCUCCCUCUGUCUGUUUUUCCCUUACCUAUAAGGCCAGAAGAAGAAACCGCCCCGAAUUCGGCAAAUCCGCCUCAGGUUCCGUCUUCCCCAGACAUUACUUCAACCUGACUCCUUCCUUUAAUCGGCACUGUGUAUAGAUUUGAUUCCGAGGUCGCUCAGAACCUGCGGCGUUCGAUUUGUCAGUCGCCUGACUCUGUCUGUCAGAGGUUUCCUCUAUUUCACCGCUCUAAUAAUAAAAUACUACUCCUCUAGAAGGCGGCGACCGUCUUCCGCUCCACUGCCUUCGCCAUUCACGAUUUGAUGAAGUGACUAUGACGGAGUAAUUUAAUUGCACCCUAGCAUUGAGCCUCAUUUUUUCGGCCAGCCCAGAUAUAUACGGAGUACUAUUUAGGGUUGGUUGUUGUGACUAGGUUCCAGUCCUUCUGGAUAUAUAGUUGUUGAAUCUUUGUGAUCGUCUCAAUGAUUUGCCAUUCAGAUGUGCUAUAUGAGUUUACUCUUACGAGAUCACAAGAUGGCAAUGUUGGUAACAAAGCAAGGACAUCCUAGUGGGCUGAAGAGGCAUGAUUUGGAAUUGCCAAGCAUUUCUGAACUCAGGAGAUGGAAUUCCCAAGCCUCUGAAGAAGAUGAUCCUGAGCCAAAUGUUGUUAGAACCCCUCAAAGACGUUCUCGGGGAAGAAUUAAAAAAACAGUAAAUAGAACAACAGUGAUGAACAAUUGCAAAGGUUCAUUUGGCAGAGAUGCCUCUUAUUUUCCCAGAUUUCAAUCAGAUCUGUCUUUCUCUGACGAACUAAAUGAGGAGGAUGAAAGUGAUGAAGAGUACAGCUCAGAAUGUUCAUCACGAAAUAAACAGCGUGUGUACGGUCGAUAUGAUGAAUUUUGCAAUAAGAUAACGUCACGGAAGCGCCAGAUUUCUCCCACCAAGGCACAUUGUGUGAGUAGAGAACCUGCUAGAAAGAAAAUAAGAUAUGAAGAGCAAAAAGAGUUGGGGAUAGGUUCGAACUCAGCUGCACAUUUGCGACAAACGAGACAUUUUACUAAGACGAAGUCAGAUGAUUGCAACAGAACUUCAAAGAAAGAUGAAAUUAUGAUGGAAGGUCUAGAUAUUACAAGUGAAGAGGAAUGGGAAACAAGCAAAAGCCCGAGUUCUCCAAAUGUGAGAAGAGGAAUUCAGAACACUCGGGACGCAAAAAGUUUGAGUGCUAACCGGAGGUCCUCAAAACGUGCAGCUGCAUCUUUUAGAAAAUAUAAUAUUGAUCAUGAUUUUUAUGUUGGCGAGUGGGAUGACGAAGAUGAUAGUGAUGAAGGUUUGGCAUUGAUAGCAAAGACAUCACAUGUAAACAGUUGUGGUUUACAUCCUGAAGUGAUUACCAACGAAAGUGAUGAUGCUAGUGAUUAUGACACUAGAAAAAAGGAUAAUUCAAGGAGACGUUCUUCCAGUUCUUCAUCUUCAUCAUCUUCCUUGCCCUGUUUGAGGGUAUUAAAGAGUGACAAGAAGAUUGAUGAGGAAAAAAAUGUAAGGUCAGCAAUGUGCCAUCAAUGCCAAAGGAAAGAUAGAAGAAUUGUUGUUGCUUGCAGCAAGUGCAAAGAGAAUAUUUACUGCAUUCGAUGCAUCAAGCAAUGGUAUCCUAAACUAUCAGAGGAGGAAAUUGCAGAGGUGUGCCCUUUUUGUCGUGGGAAUUGUAAUUGCAACAAUUGUUUGCACUCUAGUGGCUUCAUUAAGACAUCAAGAAGAGAUCUCACUGACUUUCAAAGGCUUCAGCAUCUUCAAUAUUUGGUUGUUAAACUUCUUCCCUUCCUCGAACAAAUCCGUUCUGAGCAAGUUCAGGAGAUACUGACAGAAUCUGUAAAUCAAGGUGUCUCUUCAUCCUUAAUUGAGGUCAAACAGUCAACAUUUUACUCCGACGAGCGAGUGUAUUGCAAUCAGUGUUCAACAUCAAUUUUGGAUCUUCAUCGAAGUUGCCCUGGCUGUUCAUAUGAGCUUUGUCUGCGUUGUUGUGAGGAAAUACGCAAAGGAAAGUUUCCAGGGUGUCCAGUAAGAGAAGUUUUCAAAUAUAAAGAUAAAGGAUGUGAAUAUAUGCAUGGCGGCGAUCCCCAACCAGAAACCAAUGAUGAUGUGGACAAUUCACCAUGGGAUCAGAACAAUCCACCCGUGACCAAAUGGGCUGUCAGUGGCGAUGGCAGUAUCACCUGUGCUCCUCAAGAACUGGGUGGGUGUGGAAGUUGUAUUUUAGAGCUCAAGCGCCUCCUUCCAAAAGGCUGGAUCUCUACUUUGGAAGAAAAAGCAACAAGAGCUUUGAGCAAAUGCAGAAGUUUACAGACAACUGCAACUUGGGAAACUGAAGCUGUGAAUAUAAACCCUGAGAAGAUGCGCAGAGCUGCUGAUAGAGUGGGUUCUAAAGACAACUGCUUGUAUUGCCCAACUGGGAGGGAUGUUGUGGAGGAGGAAGAGCUUUUCAUGUUUAGGAGCCAUUGGGGUAGGGGUGAACCAGUAAUUGUAAGGGACGUUCUUGACCACACGGCUGGACUUAGCUGGGAACCUAUGGUUAUGUGGCGUGCCUUAUGCGAGAACACAAAUCCAAGAACAUCCGUCGGCUCAAAUAUGUCAGAAGUCAAAGCCGUGGACUGCUUGGCCGGGUGUGAGGUAAAGUUUCUUUUAAAUUUUCAAGCAAAAGUGCUCUGUGCAUGCAUGCAUGGAAUUGUUAUUGCCCCACUGCAUCCAUUUUUAUAGGCUGUCUUAUUUCAUAGAUAAAUCAUCACUGUUUGCAUAUGUUGUCUGCAUGUGGGGGCAAGGGCAACACCCACCAUUUUUUCUUGGAAUAUUGGCCAAACCCAAAUCUAGAUGAGCUGUAAGGAGGCCCGGCCGGCACAGGUCAUAUAAAACAGUGUGCCCGAA
This is a messenger RNA of Cuscuta campestris, 2912 nucleotides long. The record is from the annotation of a GenBank genome assembly. Lineage: Eukaryota; Viridiplantae; Streptophyta; Magnoliopsida; Solanales; Convolvulaceae.